Symbiodinium sp. CCMP2456 is the source of this 1137-nucleotide messenger RNA. The record is from the annotation of a GenBank genome assembly. Lineage: Eukaryota; Dinophyceae; Suessiales; Symbiodiniaceae.
AUGGACUCCGUCAGCCGCGGCCUAUUCCUUGCACUCCUCUGUCGAAGCAGUGAGAUAGUGCAGGGAACUUCCAUCAAAGCAGGAUCGUCCGUAUCUACCGAGGACGUGGAGGCCUACGACUCCUUCCGCAAUCAGUAUGGGCGCAACGAGGAGUAUGGCUCCGAGAACUACCGGGAAAGGCUGGCCUUCUUUGCGAAGCGGCGGGCAGAAGUGGAUGCCCAAAAUGCACAGCCACACAGACUCUGGUGGGCGAAGCUAAACAAGUUCGCCGACAUCACAGACUCCGAGUACCGAGCUAUGCUGGGCUACCGGCGAAUGGGAUGGACACCCGCCAGCUCUGCCAUCAUGCGUGGCGGCUCCUCCUUCCUGCAGAUGGACACUUUGGCCACCUCGCGGGAUUGGCGGGAGCUCAAAUCGAGCAGCUUCCUCCGUGUGCAAGGUGGAUGCGGCUCGUGUUGGGCGGUUGCUGCCGCUGGCGCAUUGGAGAUGCAUGCAGAGCUCCACAAGAAGCUUGCGAGCCCCACACGAUUGUCUUUCAGCCAGCUGUUGGACUGCACGCCAAACCCUAAGCAUUGCGGCGGUGAUGGCGGCUGCUCGGGGGCUACAGCAGAGUUGGCCUUUCAGUACGUGCACCAGAAUGGGAUUGCUAGCGAGGACGAUUACAAAGACUCGGAGGUGGAUGGCAAGUGCAGGCAGCCGACGUCGGUCCUGAACACGAGAGGUUUCGUCAAGCUACCGGAAAACCAGCUGCUGCCACUCCUCACCACUUUGUCCGAGAAGGGCCCUGCAGUCGUAUCCGUGGAUGCGGAGGCAUGGACAAUCUACGAUGGCGGCAUUUUCAACGGCUGCCAGAAGGACGCCACCAUCAACCAUGCAGUCCUGCUGGUUGGCUAUGGCCAGGACAAGAAGGGACAGAAGUAUUGGCUGAUUCGAAACUCAUGGGGUUCCGACUGGGGCGAGGAGGGCUACAUGCGUUUGCUGCGCCAUGAUGGGGAUGAGUCGAACGGGGGACACAAUGGGUUUUGCGGCACAGACUACGACCCGAAGGUUGGAGUUGGAUGUCGUGGAGGCCCGUCUUCCCUCCCAGUUUGUGGGAUGUGCGGCAUCCUCUCGGAUUCCAGUUACCCCAAGCUCUAG